AUGAUGUCGAGAGAAUCGGUUGCGCCGGCGAUGCCAGAGUCGGACCUGGUCGCGUCGUAUGCGUCGACGUGCGUCUCGACGACGUGCGAGCACCGACUGCCGGCGUCGCGAGCCGAGAUCCUUCGCGCCGACGUCCGCCUGCCCAUCGGCAUCGUCAAGCCGACGAAAGAUCACGUGGUCUUUGUACUGCGCGUCCACGACGACGGCGACUGCUACGGCGUCGAACAGACGUGGUCGGCGUUCAUCGCCUUGCGAAACGAGCUCCUAAUCGCGCUUGCGCCUGGCCACCCGUGCCAAGGCGUCUGUCCGUGGCUCUGGGAAGACCUCCGACACAACUUUGACUUUCCGACGCACAAGAAGCUCGGGUUCCUGGAAUGGUGGAACAUUCGCCUCCAGCGCCACACGCCGGCGACGAUCGAGAUCUUUCGCAGCCACUUUCAGCAGCUUUUAGAUUCCCUCGUGACGCUGCUGUGCCAAACGCGCAUCCACUGCGAGCGCUUCCAAUGUGUCUACGCCGUUGUCGCGCGUUUCUUGACCGCCGACCCCAUAGAAGCCAUGCAGUGUGUGAGUUAAUCAAGCGACUCGUG
Messenger RNA from Saprolegnia parasitica CBS 223.65, 587 nucleotides. RefSeq lists its product as hypothetical. The record is from RefSeq and is a predicted model, not a curated record. The coding region runs from base 1 to 573 and encodes 190 amino acids. The transcript has a single exon. NCBI's taxonomy places the organism in Eukaryota, Oomycota, Saprolegniomycetes, Saprolegniales, Saprolegniaceae.